AUGCUCAAAUCAACAUACACAGCUCCACCUCCGUUGCCGCCGGGGUGGUCGGAGCAUCGAGCGCCUUCAGGUCAUUUGUACUAUUAUAAUGCUGCCACAAAGCAGUCAACAUAUACUCGACCAAAGGAGCAGCCUUCUCAACCCGCACCGCCCGCUCCAGACCCUGCACAAAGUCUCCCCUACUACGCGCCCGAAACACUACCACCUUUUCCUCUACGCCCUAUGGACCGGCAGGCUUCACACCUGGUGCGGGGCAAUUCGGCCAACAGCAACAUGGACAGGGUCGUGGUGGGUUCCGCGGAGGAAGAGGCCACCAUGAUCGAGAGCGACGGGAGCCACCGGACAGACCAAAGUCGAAGCAUCCCAUUCCCGAUUGCGCGCCAUGGGUCCUUGUGA
Messenger RNA from Penicillium maclennaniae, 396 nucleotides. RefSeq names its product WW domain-containing protein. NCBI's taxonomy places the organism in Eukaryota, Fungi, Ascomycota, Eurotiomycetes, Eurotiales, Aspergillaceae. Gene Ontology annotation, molecular function: protein binding. The record is from RefSeq and is a predicted model, not a curated record. The coding region runs from base 1 to 396 and encodes 131 amino acids. The transcript has 2 exons.